This is a messenger RNA of Funneliformis geosporum, 1381 nucleotides long. Lineage: Eukaryota; Fungi; Glomeromycota; Glomeromycetes; Glomerales; Glomeraceae. The record is from the annotation of a GenBank genome assembly.
AUGUUUAUGGAUGUAGCAUUUUUAGUACAUUUUUUGGAUGUUCCGUUUUUAUUUCUUCCAAGCUUAAUAUUAUUGUUUGGAACAGCAGGAUUAAAUCUUUUGAUUGCAAUUAUGUUAUUUUUAAGUCAAAUUUAUAUAAAUGACGAUUUUAAACAAUGGAUACGACUAAAUAGCCGUGUAGCGACAUUAUUCACAAUUUUAUCAAUAUUUCAUAUCGAAGUCUUAAAGGUUCUUACAUCAAAUUUCUUACACUCUGAAACAUUUAAUGCUCCGAUUAGCAAUUCAGCAAGGAAAUGGUUAUCGAUAACUGGAUUAUUCCUGGUCGUUGUUGAAGAUGUACCUCAAUUUGUUAUCCUUGUAAGUACUGCAUUUCAAGGCUCUAGGAAAAAUUUUUAUGUUAAAAUCAUUAAUAACGUUGUUUGUGAGCUUUAUAAGCCUAUCAACAGGUCUAAUACACAGAAUAUACAAAAACCUAUUCUUUCACGAUCAGUUAUAAAAUGGAUUCCAUAUUCUCAAAUAGCAGAUUUAAAACGAAUAGCAGAAGGUGGAUUUGGUAUUAUUUAUAAAGCAAAAUAUCUAGGUGAAAUACCUAAAGUUAAAGAUAAUAGUAAUGUUUCAAAUAUCGAAUAUAGUAAAAAUGAAACUGUUGCCGUAAAAAGGUUCAUAAAUUCAAAAGAUAUUAGCAAGUAUUUUUUAAAUGAGUUAUCAUGGAAUAAGAAAAAAUUAAGAAUUUUAUGGAACAUAUUAAAUGGACUCGAAACUAUUCACAAUAAAGAACUCAUACAUCGAGACGUUCAUAGCGGAAAUAUAUUAUUUGUUGAACAAAAUGAUUACAGAUAUCAAUGGCAAAUUGGAGAUCUAGGAUUAUCACAACCUGCAAAUAAUACUUCAUUAAAUAAUGAAAUAUAUGGGGUAAUCCCUUAUAUUGCACCAGAAAUAUUUAAUGGUGCUCCAUUUUCAAAAAAAUCUGAUGUUUAUAUAAUACGUCAAACAGUUGGUAGUUGGCUUUAUAGGAAAAAAAAUGAUGACCUAUUUGAUCAAGCUGAAAAAAAACGAGUUAAAUUAAUGAAUUUAAAGAAACUUGGUCCUAAAUUAAUUGAAAAACAUCCAAAUGCAAUUUAUACAAGUAGAGCAUUAAGUUCUUUAAUUUCUAGGCCCUUAAAUUUGUCUGCGAAUUCCUUUAAUGGUGCACUAGAUUUUAAUGAAUUUUGUAUUAAUUUUUAUUUAUUAACUUCAGAGUAUAUUUCAAAAGAAUAUGAGUUUGAUAUGGAUACUCGGGGGUUACUUGCAAUAAAUGCUCAACCUUCAAAUGUAAUGUCAACAGAAAACUCUUCAAAAAAGCGAAGUAUUAAAGAAUUAGAAGCUAAAACACAAGUUUAUC